Molecule: messenger RNA, 324 nt
Organism: Xyrichtys novacula (pearly razorfish)
Lineage: Eukaryota; Metazoa; Chordata; Actinopteri; Labriformes; Labridae
Source: the annotation of a GenBank genome assembly
AUGUCUGAUCAUGUGUCACAGUUUGCCUCAAAACUUGUGACCCGAGUAGAAAUUGAUUUCAGCGUGGGACGUAAAGCAGACUCUUUUGUGGGUAUGGCCUACGAAGCAGGUGCUGUGGCCUCAGUUUACAGACAUGAAGAGGAAUAUGAAACAAAGCCGAGGGCAGAGAUCAAAGAUGGCAACACGAGGAGGGAGCAAACAGCCCAGGGCAUAAAAAGUGGAAGGGAGACGGGUGGUGGAUUAGGAGGAGGGGGUGGCUGCAGGGAUGACGGAGGUUGUAAUUUUCCAAGAGCUCUGGAAAGACUUAAUGGAAAGUUUAACUGA